AUGGCCCUCCUUGGGCGGGAAUACCUCAAAGACGCUUUAAAACCCGAUUCCCAGGUUUGUGCUCCUUCCACUAGGCAACACUACUUCUCCACAGGCUGGGAAAAGGCUCGAGAUAGGAAAAAAGAUUUGCCGGUUAUAAUGGAAUUCUCAGGAAGGGGGAUCUGUUUUAAAAGACUGGGCUGCUUUAGAGAUGACCCUCCUUGGGGGGGAAUACCUCAAAGACGCUUGAAAAUUUUACCCUGUUCUCCAGAAUAUAUAAACACCCGCUUCCUCCUUUACACUAAUGAAAACCCAAACAGGUGCCAGGAAAUCAAAGCAACAGAUCCACAAAGCAUUCUUGCCUCAAAUUUUAAAACCAACAGGAAAACCCAUUUUAUCAUCCAUGGAUUCAUAGACAAGGGAGAAGGCAACUGGCUGACUGACAUGUGCCAGAAAAUAAUCCAGGCGGAACAAACGAACUGCAUCUGUGUUGACUGGAGAAGAGGAUCACGAACUUUUUACUCGCAAGCAGUAAACAAUAUUCGCGUUGUCGGGGCUGAAGUAUGGUAUCUCAUCAACUUCCUCUCGAAAGAACUGAGAUAUUCCCCUUCGAAUGUCCACAUCAUUGGCCACAGUCUGGGAGCCCAUGCAGCCGGGGAAGCUGGGAAGAGGACCACCGGCGAGAUCGGAAGGAUUACAGGGUUGGAUCCAGCAGAACCCUGCUUCCAAGGAGCACCGGAAGACGUUCGUCUGGAUCCAAGCGAUGCCCUUUUUGUCGAUGUGAUUCACACAGAUUCUGCCCCAAUGAUCCCCUGUAAGGGCUUUGGAAUGAGCCAAACUGUGGGUCAUCUCGAUUUUUUCCCAAAUGGAGGAAAGCAAAUGCCGGGAUGUAAGAAGAAUAUGCUUUCAACAAUUAUGGACAUAAAUGGAAUCUGGGAAGGAACACAAGCCUUUGUAGCCUGUAAUCACUUAAGAAGCUAUAAGUAUUAUGCCGAGAGCAUAAUCAACCCUGAAGGUUUUCUUGGCUACCCCUGUGAUUCUUAUGAUGAUUUUGAGAAGAACAAAUGUUUCCCUUGCCCACCUGAAGGAUGCCCACAAAUGGGUCACUUUGCUGAUCGGUUCAAGGGGAAUAUAAGUGAAGUGGGACAGACCUUCUAUUUGAACACCGGAGAUGCCAAGAACUUUGCCCGUUGGAGGUAUAGGGUGUCAGUUACACUGAAUGGAACUAAAGAUGUAAAGGGAUGUAUAAAAAUGGCAAUUUAUGGAGAAAGCGGAAACUCAAGACAACAUGAUAUCUACGGGGGAUCCCUCAAGCGAGGGGCCAAUUUUACCAAAGAGAUUGAUGUGGAGCGUAACGUUGGACAAGUACAGAAGGUUAAAUUUCUGUGGUUCAACAAUGUAAUCGAUUUCUUUCGGCCCCAGCUGGGAGCUACCACAGUCACGCUGCAAACUGCUGAUGGCGAAAUUCAGCAGUUCUGCAGCAAUUGCACGGUGAGGAAGAACGUCCUACAGACUCUCUAUCCUUGUUAAACGUGUGCCACCUGUGGAUAAGUAUUUAUAAAAUUGGAUA
Messenger RNA from Ornithorhynchus anatinus (platypus), 1549 nucleotides. RefSeq names its product pancreatic lipase-related protein 2-like. Gene Ontology annotation, biological process: lipid metabolic process. The record is from RefSeq and is a predicted model, not a curated record. The transcript is spliced from 12 exons. Lineage: Eukaryota; Metazoa; Chordata; Mammalia; Monotremata; Ornithorhynchidae. Gene Ontology annotation, molecular function: triacylglycerol lipase activity; protein binding. Bases 1 to 1509 code for a protein of 502 amino acids.